AUCAAUCAAUGUGACAGCGGCACGGCGAGAGUGAUUAGAUGUCAAAAACACGUGUUGUUAUUACAGUGAAAAGGGAAAUAAUAUGCGAUUAUUAUAGUUAAAAUGCCUCCAUUCAAGCAAGGAUUACUCAAAAGAAAAGCGGGAUUUGAAGGAUCUCAAAAUGUAUCAUUAAAAGUUUCUAACGAAUCAGAAGAAGAGUCAGAAUCAGAGGAGUUGAUAGCUGGCACACUGGAUGCAGAAGGAGACGCUACCGACUCGGAGCACGAGGCCGGAGAUGUCUCAGAUCAUGAACAAGAUGAGGUACUAUUUGAUGAGAGUGCAGACUCUACAUUUGGAGAUGAUGACCAGCCAGACGACGCUUCAGAUGGAUCAUCAGAGCUAACAGAUUCGGAAGCUGAUGAUGAUUCGGAGGCUGAUGACGACAGCGAGGAGUCGCGGAGCGCGGACAGCGGCGCCGAGUCGCACUCCUCCGCCAGCGACACCAAACCACACAAACAGAAAGCGAACAAGCCAGCUCGCAGCAACAAUAACAGUGACGCCAGUAUAGACAGAUUAGCAGAUACCAUCAAGAGAGCGACUGUUAACAUACAACCAGUAGAACAGAAAGACGAGUACUCGUCGGGCGACACGUCGGACGAGGAGGACCGACGCAACACGCGCGGCGCCGUGCCCGCCUGGUGGUACCGCGACUACCCGCACGUGGGCUACGACCUGGCCGGCCGCCGCCUGCUCAAGCCGCCGCAGCGCGACGCCAUCGACGACUUCCUCAAGCAAUGCGAGGAUCCCGACUUCUGGCGCACCGUGCGCGACCCCAACACGGGCCAGGACGUGGUGCUCAGCAAGCAGGACCUGGAGCUCAUCCAGCGCCUGCGCGCCGGCCACGUGCCCGACGCCGCGCACGACGAGUACGAGCCCUGGGUGGAGUGGUUCAGCCGCGAGGUGCUGGCGACGCCGCUGCGCGCCUUCCCCGAGCACAAGCGCUCGUUCCUGCCGUCGCGCUCCGAGCAGCAGCAGGUGGCGCGCCUGGUGCACGCGCUGAAGAUGGGCUGGGCCAAGACGCGGCGCCAGCUGGCCGACGAGCGCCGCGCCCGCCGCAGCAAGCAGUUCUACAACCUGUGGGGCUCCGGCGACGCGCCGCGCGGCCUGCAGCGCCACAUCCCCGCGCCGCGCCGCGCGCUGCCCUCGCACGCCGAGAGCUACAACCCGCCGCCCGAGUACCUGCUCGACGCCAAGGAGAUGAAGGAGUGGAACAAGCUGAGCGAGACGCCGUGGAAGCGCAAGUACACGUUCCUGCCGACGCGGCACGCCAGCCUGCGCGCCGUGCCGGCCUACGAGCGCUUCACGCGCGAGCGCUUCCUGCGCUGCCUCGACCUGUACCUGGCGCCGCGCGCCAUCAAGAUGCGGCUCACCAUCCGGCCGGAGGAGCUGGUGCCCAAGCUGCCGGCGCCGCGCGACCUGCAGCCCUUCCCCACGAGCGAGGCGCUGCGCAUGCGCGGCCACGCGGGGCUGGUGCGCAGCGCGGACUUCGACCCCAGCGGCCAGUACGUCGUGUCCGGCGGCGACGACGGCACCAUGCGCGUGUGGGAGGCGGCCACGGGGCGCUGCCUGCGCGUGCUGGCGCUGGGCGGCGCCGUGGCGCGCGUGGCGUGGCUGCCGGCGCCGGGGCUGAGCCUGGUGGCGGCGGCCGUGGGCGAGCGCCUGCUGCUGCUGAGCCCGGGCGUGGCGCCGGCGCGGGUGUUGCGGCGCACGGACGAGCUGCUGGAGGCGGCGCCGGCGGCGCGGGAGGCGGUGGAGGCGCGCGUGGCGGCGGCGGUGACGUGGGCGGCGCCGGCGCCGGAGGAGUGGGCGCGCGGGGUGCGCGUGCGGCUGGAGCACUUCCGGCGCGUGACGCACGUGGCGUGGCACGGGCGCGGCGACUACGUGCUGGUGACGCUGGCGGACGCGGCGGCGCGGGCGGUGGUGGUGCACCAGCUGUCGCGGCGCCGCUCGCAGCUGCCGUUCACGCGCAGCAAGGGGCUCGUGCAGUGCGCGCUCUUCCACCCCUCGCGACCCCUCAUCUUCGUUGCCACGCAGCGCGUGGUGCGCGUGUACGACCUGGUGAAGCAGGAGCUGGUGCGCAAGCUGCUGACGGGCGCGCAGUGGGUCAGCCACCUGGCCCUGCACCCCGCCGGCGACAACCUGCUCGUCGCCUCCUACGACAGGAAGUGCGUCUGGUUCGACCUGGAGCUGUCGUCGAAGCCGUACCAGACGCUGCGGCUGCACGGCGGCGCGGUGCGCAGCGUGGCCUUCCACCGCCGCUACCCGCUGUUCGCGUCCGCCGGCGACGACGCGCACAUCGUCGUCUCGCACGGCAUGGUCUACAACGACCUGCUGCAGAACCCGCUGCUGGUGCCGCUGAAGCAGCUGGCGGCGGGCGCGGUGACGGAGCAGCUGUGCGUGCUGGAGCUGCGCUGGCACCCCGCGCAGCCCUGGCUGCUGGCCGCCUGCGCCGACGGCACGCUGCGCCUCUACUCCUAGUUCACAAUAUACGCUUACAGCCA
This is a messenger RNA of Helicoverpa zea (corn earworm), 2540 nucleotides long. RefSeq names its product ribosome biogenesis protein BOP1 homolog. The transcript is spliced from 13 exons. NCBI's taxonomy places the organism in Eukaryota, Metazoa, Arthropoda, Insecta, Lepidoptera, Noctuidae. The record is from RefSeq and is a predicted model, not a curated record. Gene Ontology annotation, biological process: maturation of LSU-rRNA from tricistronic rRNA transcript (SSU-rRNA, 5.8S rRNA, LSU-rRNA); ribosome biogenesis. Gene Ontology annotation, cellular component: PeBoW complex; preribosome, large subunit precursor. The coding region runs from base 103 to 2517 and encodes 804 amino acids. Gene Ontology annotation, molecular function: ribonucleoprotein complex binding; protein binding.